Molecule: messenger RNA, 554 nt
Organism: Linderina pennispora
Lineage: Eukaryota; Fungi; Kickxellomycota; Kickxellomycetes; Kickxellales; Kickxellaceae
Exons: 1
Coding region: 107-355 (82 amino acids)
Source: RefSeq, a predicted model, not a curated record
AUUAAUAUACUGCCUUGCCGUGUGGUAAGACAAUCUGGAUUGUAUCUCAGAUUCUAGCACUCAAUACGCAGUCAAAGUUUCUAUAGUCUUUUAAGCCACCAGACUAAUGAAGACAAUUGCAAUUCGCCUCGCUGUGUUCAGCUGCACAGACUAUCACAACCGCAGACUAGUCAUACUAUCGAUCAAUACAAUUCAGUCCGUAUUCUUUCUCCAGGAACUUGUCGCUAGUAGGCCUGCAUUUAUCACCGGCCUUUUGGGCUGCUGCAGCGGUAGCAAGGAAGGUGGGAGCAACAGUCCUAAUGAGACUUAUUACUCUGAACUUGCAAAGAAUAAAAACGUAUUUGAUGUUGUGUAAUGGCGUAUCAUGGAAAUAGAGAUGCUAGGACUUGCUUGUAUCGCUUCGACCAACAGAGCCUCUGACUCCUUUGGCAGUGUGGUUGUCCACAUUCCGGGUGUGGUAUUUAAAUGGCUUCCAUAUUGCUACCACGUUGUUGUUAUUUAUACACCUAAUACACUAUGGAGAUUAGAACAUGCACGUCGUCACAUGGAAAGAG